AUGUCCUCCACCCCUUCUCAGCCCCCGCCGCCCGCCGCCGCCUCCGCCGCGGCGUCGGACCCCGCCACCUUUGCCCACAUUGAGAAGUACAUCGCGACGCGCUGCAACGCCUCCCCCAUCUACGCCUUCCUCUUCGGGCCCGGCCUGCGGCUCACCCAUGCGUCCAAGGGCCUUGUCAUCGCGCGCCUGCCCGUCGCGGCGGAGCACCUCAACACGGCCGGCAGCAUCCACGGCAGCGUCUCGGCGACCGUCGUCGACUGGGCCGGCGGGCUCGCCAUCGCGUCCUGGGACAUGCGCGAGGCGACCGGCGUCAGCGUCGACAUCAACGUCAGCUACCUGUCCGGCGCCAAGCUGGGCGACGAGGUCGAGAUCGAGGGCAGGGUUGAGAAGCUCGGCGGCAGCCUGGCCUUCACCCAUGUCAACAUCUACAAGGUCGCCGCCGACGGCACGCGGGGCGCCACCGUGGCGAGCGGGAGGCACACCAAGUUUGUGAGGAGCCGGUAG
Messenger RNA from Colletotrichum graminicola M1.001, 504 nucleotides. RefSeq names its product thioesterase superfamily protein. The transcript has a single exon. Gene Ontology annotation, molecular function: fatty acyl-CoA hydrolase activity. The record is from RefSeq and is a predicted model, not a curated record. The coding region runs from base 1 to 504 and encodes 167 amino acids. NCBI's taxonomy places the organism in Eukaryota, Fungi, Ascomycota, Sordariomycetes, Glomerellales, Glomerellaceae.